AUGAAGAAGACGUGGCGUACAAGCUUGAUCGCAUUGGUCUCGAUGGCCACGCCAGGGCUUGCGAGCAGGCUGGCAAGACCACCGCUGAGCUCUUUGAUCUCGUCGAUGCGAAGCGCGGGGCCUCCAAACACCAGCAUCGCCAAAGAGACGCGUACAGCUGCGGCGGACACCAGCACAGGCUCGAAAUCUGUACAAGAUGCUCGUCUGGGCGGGACCGCCUGCCAUUGCACCUGCGGCCACACGGUCGUCUGGCAGCGCGAGAUCUUCGAGGGCGACGUCGUCAGCGAGAAGGAAUACGAGUGCGAGGAGGUCUUGUGCCCCGCCGUGAGCAUUCCAGGGCUCGUGGCCAGCGCGGAGUGCUCCUACGUGGAGGACGUCCGGGAACUCACCGGGGGCACCGUGUGCCGAUGCCUCUGCGGCGACCAGGUUGCGUGGAGGGAUCGUGCGUUCUAUGGAGACGUCGUCGAGAGCCGCGAGCAGCAGUGCCUGGAGGAGGUCUGCCCAGUCGCCAACCCCGUGCCCGGCCUCCGCUUCGAGGCGCACUGCCGCUUCGUGCCGACGCUCUUCCAGGUGCGCGGCGUCCGCCCUGUCGCGGCGCCCGCCGCGCGGGGGGGCCGCGGCUCGGCGCCGCCGAAACGAGGCGGGGCUGUGCUGCUGCCGGCCCUGGCCCUGGCAGCGGCCCUCGCGGCGGCCCCAUCGGCGUAG
Messenger RNA from Prorocentrum cordatum, 705 nucleotides. The record is from the annotation of a GenBank genome assembly. NCBI's taxonomy places the organism in Eukaryota, Dinophyceae, Prorocentrales, Prorocentraceae.